AAUCUUCUCAUUAGGAACUAAGAAUCCAACACGCAAAUCACAUGACAUUUCUUCAAAAAAAUCUUCUUCAAGAUCAUAACAGACUAGCAGGAGGGAAAAAGAUUACGAGUACCUAAGGAAUUUGGCCUUAACCUGGACCAAGCCAUCUUCAAAUUGAAUCUCCCACACAAAACAUAAUCUAAUAGUAUAUUUUAGAGAGAAAGAAAGCGAGAGAAAUGACUCGAGAGUUACAAGGAAGGAUGAGUACCUUAACCUUAGGUAGUAUGGAAUUGGAAACUGGUAAGUCUACCGCUGCUCCUCAUGAUGGUGAUGAUAGCUCAAAAAGAAAAGGAACGUGGGUGACUGCUAGUGCACAUAUCAUAACAGCAGUUAUUGGUUCAGGAGUUUUAUCUCUUUCGUGGGCCGUUGCUCAGUUAGGCUGGAUUGCUGGUGUCGGUUCCUUGUUAGUCUUCUCUGUCGUCACUUGGGCAAUAAAAAGAUCAGGUUGCUUUCACAAGAACGGGCAUGAUGCAGGCUGUCAUGUCAAAAACAACAAGUAUAUGAUCAUCUUUGGCAUCAUAGAGAUCAUAAUAAGCCAAAUUCCCAACUUUCACGAGCUAUCAGGGCUCUCCGUGGUUGCUGCAGCUAUGUCCUUUGCAUACUCCAUCAUAGGCCUCGGUCUCUCCAUAGCCAGAGUUGCAGAAGGGACUCAUGCUAGGACAAGACUAACAGGGACAACCGUGGGAGUGGAUGUGACAAGGGCACAGAAGAUUUGGAAUUCCUUCGAAGCCCUCGGAGACAUUGCCUUCUCUUAUGCUUUUUCUGCUGUCCUGGUUGAGAUACAGGACACAGUCAAAUCAAGUCCACCAGAAAACGAAGCCAUGAAGAAGGCUGCCUCUAUUGGGGUCUCAAUCACCACCCUGUUCUACAUCUCGUGUGGAGUUUUGGGAUAUGCAGCAUUUGGGAACGAUGCACCGGGCAACUUCCUAACAGGAUUUGGUUUUUACAACCCCUACUGGCUUAUUGACCUAGCUAAUGUGUGCAUUAUUGUUCAUCUUGUGGGAGCUUACCAGGUAUUCUGCCAACCACUAUUCGAGCGUGUGGAAAACUGGUGCUUUAAACGGUGGCCAAACAACAGUUUCAUAAAGCAAGGGCGCCCAAUUAACCUUCCUUUGUGUGGGGUUUACCAUUUCAGUGCCUUCAGGCUUGUAUGGAGAACAGCUUAUGUGAUAAUGACUGCCGUUGUGGCGAUGAUAAUCCCAUUCUUCAACGACAUUCUUGGUCUACUUGGUGCUGUUACAUUCUGGCCAUUGACCGUGUAUUUCCCAAUACAGAUGCACAUAGCAAGAGAAAAGAUUCAACCAUAUAGUUGGAAAUGGAUAUGGCUAAACGUCUUGGUCGUGCUCUGCUUGAUUGUAUCACUUCUUGCAGCUACUGGUUCCAUUCAAGGAAUUGUUAAGGAUCUCCGUCACUUUAAGCCUUUCACCUCUGUUUCCUAAUGUCUGCCUCUCCAUCCUCCUUUUAUAAGACAAAUAAAAGGUUAAGAGGAUAUUUUCUUAGGAAAUUUACGUAGCAUCGGUUGAUAGGAAAUAUAGGCUAAACUCUUAAUUUGUUUAAUUUGGGUGAUUGUUUAAUUUUGGAAUAAAUGUUUUAAAUUAUAUAAUUA
This is a messenger RNA of Durio zibethinus, 1645 nucleotides long. Its product is annotated as amino acid permease 6-like. NCBI's taxonomy places the organism in Eukaryota, Viridiplantae, Streptophyta, Magnoliopsida, Malvales, Malvaceae. The record is from RefSeq and is a predicted model, not a curated record.